CAACAAUAUUCCUCAAGGAAUUGGUUAAAAAGACGAACAAAUAACUAAAAUUAGAUUAACAAUACCUAAUAUCUUGAUGCUCGAAUUAUAAUGCUUAUCUAUACCCUUCCAAUUCCCUCUCCCCUCACCAUCGUAGCCGAGCCUCUAACCCCCACCGCCUUCGCCCCCUUCGGCGCCGUCCUCACAAACCCGGCCCCUGAGACUCGGCCUCCAGCACCGGCUUCGGCGCUUCCUUCCGGAUAUGGCGCCGUCUCCGCUAACCAGGGCACCGCCAUCCAGUACCGCGCCCUGGCGCCUCCGCUGAAGAACCUGUACGAGCAGGCGCGUAGCCGGAAACCCGCAUCGCCGCGCACCACUAUGUUCGUGUGCGGCGCGCGGCAGCUCGUCCCGGACGAUCAGUCUAGCGGCAACGGUGGUGACGGCCUCUUCGAGGUCAAGAUCCUCGAGCGCCACCCUUUCACCACCCAGACGUUCGUCCCGCUAGGCGCUUCGGCGGAGACGCGGUACCUGGUCAUCGUGGCGCCGAGCCGCGCUCCGAGCGCCGCAGACGAGGACUUUCCUGUGCCGGAGGGCGGCAGCCUGCCCGGUAGAGGGCUGCCGGAUCUGCGGGGCUUGCGCGCGUUCGUGGCGACGGGCGCCCAGGCUGUGACGUACGGCGCGGGGACGUGGCAUGCGCCGAUGGCGGCGCUGGGGCCUGCAGGGUCUGCGAUCGAUUUUGUUGUUAUGCAGUUUGCUAACGAUGAGCCUGUCGAAGAUUGUCAGGAGGUCGCUCUUGAAGGGGUAGAUGGAGGACGAAAGGGAGGCCAGGGGCAGGGGCAAGGAGAUGUCCCGAGAAUAAUGGUCCGGGUGCCGCCGGGUAAGAAAAGGGCAUCGAAACUAUAGGGUUAAUAAUGGAUACGGGUUCAUUAUGUGACUGUGUGGACAAUAAGGGUUGAAGCUGUAAGUUAUGAACUCUUCGCAAAUACCGACUGAGAUUGAUAUGCCCCCUCGAAGCGGUGGAUUCCUCUACCUACCUUUUAACUGUUUGAGCUAAAGCAUAAGUCCGACGUCGACGGCGUUAUAAUGGAUACUCGCUGAUCUAUGAAGCCAUACACGAGGGUAUUCAAAUCACGCAUUUUACACCGUUAAUUAUAUGAAACCUCAAUUCAAGGCCCCCGCAAUUUCGUAACUAAGGGAGAAGUAAAGCAAGAAGUGGGAAGUCGCAGCAGAUCCAUCUGUGCCUGUACGGCAGUACGGCCACCUAGAACAGGCCCAGGUCCUGCCUACUUGGUGGAUGGAUACUAGGUACAUACCUCAGGUAGUGUACGUCGUAACUGCUUGCGACUUCCCCGAAUAGCGUCGUAAAAGGAAGCCCCACACUAGCCACCAUUGAUAUCAACAGGAGCAUUGAGUCAUUUGACCGUCCCUCCACUAGUUUUGUUCCCCCUUCCUCUUCUUCUCUUCCUCAUCUUCCCUUCCUUCUCUAUUUUCCGAUUUCUUUUUAAUCCAUUGCGGGCACAUCAACAGUUACUCAGGGCGACGCGGCCGCUUCGGCGGCCGUUAGCCAGCAUGCUACUACCUAGCUUGGUAGAUGGGG
Molecule: messenger RNA, 1576 nt
Organism: Annulohypoxylon truncatum
Lineage: Eukaryota; Fungi; Ascomycota; Sordariomycetes; Xylariales; Hypoxylaceae
Exons: 1
Coding region: 91-882 (263 amino acids)
Biological process (GO): allantoin catabolic process
Molecular function (GO): ureidoglycolate lyase activity; ureidoglycolate hydrolase activity
Source: RefSeq, a predicted model, not a curated record